AUGGGUGUAUUUUCAAAGCAAAUUACACUAAGUUUUGUUAGAAGUAAACAAAUUGCCAUAAGCGGGCAAACUGUGCUAUUAAUAUGCCCAUUUCGAAAACAAACAGACCCAAUUCAAUGGGAAAGACAUGCAGUAACAUACAGCGAAGAUGAACAUAUUAAUCCUAAACUAGAUGAUGCGAUCAGAACUAGAUUGAAUGUUGAAGGAAACCAUUUGCAUGGGCAGUUUAAUUUGCAAAUAAGGAAUGUUAGAAAGCAAGAUGAGGGCAAAUAUACUUGUUUGACAAAAGUUAAUGGAACUGGUGUAGAAGAAACUGUGUAUCUGUAUGUUAAUGUAAAGCCAUUUUGGACUACUGGUGAUAUGAAUUCUAAAAAGGCAACAAAUCAUCGGACCACUGAAGAAAUUAUCAACGAUUCUCAAACUACAAUUGAUCUAGUGGAUAAACAUGGUGGAAACUAUUAUGAUGAAUUAUCUUAUAAAUGUAUAUAGUCUAGCAUACAAUGUUUUCUUGCCAACUUCCUUGAAAUAAGCUGACAUAAGUUUACAGAGAAUCCAAUUUUCAAAUCGAUUUAUAAAACAAUAAAAUCAAUGUAA
Molecule: messenger RNA, 594 nt
Organism: Mytilus trossulus (common blue mussel)
Lineage: Eukaryota; Metazoa; Mollusca; Bivalvia; Mytilida; Mytilidae
Exons: 3
Coding region: 1-489 (162 amino acids)
Source: RefSeq, a predicted model, not a curated record